Messenger RNA from Larimichthys crocea (large yellow croaker), 2182 nucleotides. Its product is annotated as major facilitator superfamily domain-containing protein 8-like. The transcript is spliced from 11 exons. Gene Ontology annotation, biological process: transmembrane transport. Gene Ontology annotation, molecular function: transmembrane transporter activity. Bases 42 to 1472 code for a protein of 476 amino acids. The record is from RefSeq and is a predicted model, not a curated record. Lineage: Eukaryota; Metazoa; Chordata; Actinopteri; Sciaenidae.
ACAGAAGUCGGUAUAUAAAAGGCAGUAAGUCACUGAGCACAAUGGAUAAUCACCAAAAGAGGAAUCUAACUUUUCUCACCAUUGGACUGAUUUUUAUGCUGAGCGGCAUUGAGUACGCCGUCAUUCUGCCUACAAUAUGGAGGUAUCUCCAGAUUUUGGAGGCCCCGCCGUACUUCCUGGGCCUGGGUCUGUCUGCCUUCAGUCUGAGCGGGCUGCUCACAGGCCCGAUUUUUGGGUUCUGGUCAGACCGGAGCAAAACUACAAAGUCCAUCAUCCUUUUCUCCAAUCUUUUCGAGAUUGCCGGUAACAUCAUGUAUUUUAUUGGAUAUUCAAAGUGGCUGUUGUUAUGCAGUCGUCUUGUAGCAGGUAUCGGUGCAGGAGCGGGCUCCUCCAUCUUUGGUUUCCUGACUCGGAGCACCCGGCCAGAGGAGCGUGCCGGUAUCUUUGCAGCCAUCAUGGCCUGCCGACAAGCUGGCCUCCUUGUCGGGCCGGCGUUCAACCUGUUCCUGCGGCUGUGUGAUUUCAAACUGGGGCCCUUUGUUGUGAACAAAUACACAUCUCCUGGGAUCUUCAUGUGCCUGUUGUGGGUGCUUGUCCAGUUUGUCGUCCUGGCUAUGUACUGGGAUGUACCACCCAUAUGCUCAGAGGGGGGAGCAGUGAUGGUGGAGAUGAAACAAGAGGAGGGCGACGAGGAGGAAGUGCCUUUGAUGGGGUCCGACGAGGAGCCGGUGAACACCUACAGAGCUGUCAACUCUGACCAAUCGGAGACCUCCACCUCGUCUGAGACGCAGCUCGACGAUGGUGCAGAGGUGGUCUCGAACCCCUUCAAAAACUUCAGCGCCAGCAGAGAGUUUCUGCGAGAGGAGGUGGUUGUUCUCCUCACGGCUCAGUUCAUCACUCUCUUCAAUCAGACAGCGCUGGAGACCAUGGUGACUCCUCUGACGCAGCGCCUCUUUAGCUUUGGCGAGCUGGGCAACAGUCUGAUGUACAGCCUGUGCGGGGUGGAGGUCAUCCUGGGCUUCUUCUUUGUUCGCUGGCUGAGCAGGAAGGUGGCGGACCGCGCUGUGCUGGCCGUGGGCCUGGUCAUCUGCUGCGCUGCCUGUAUCUGGUGCCUCAUCUUCCUCUGCAACCCCCGAGGUGGUUAUGGAUGGGAGCUGACGGCCUUCAUCAUCGGAGUGUUUCUGCAGCUGCUGGGGCUUCCCUUUGUGGCCGUGUCUCAGGUGUCUCUCUUCUCCAAAGUCACUGCAGAGAAAACACAAGGAUUCAGCCAAGGUGUCAGACGUUCAGUUGGAGGCCUGGCCACCAUCCUGGGUCCUUUGUGGGCUGGAGGAUUGACUAAUAAUUUGUACAUAAUGCUGGGCAUGAUGCUAGCUCUCCUCAUAAUGAUCGCAGUUAUGACAGUGCUGUCCUACGACCGCCUGACUGAGCCCAGGGCAGUGCAGUGCGCUCAGAGCUCUGACAGUGGAGGAUAGAGCUGCAGUCUGUCUGAAGAGCAGGCUAAAGACGGACAGAAGGAGUGCCCUGCACUUCUGAAAGAAUCAAUACAAGUUUGCUGCAGAGGAUACAGUGUGAGUGCGGGAUGAAAAUGUUCAAACACAUAGUGUAACUCUGCCAUAGAGAUGAUCACACUUCACAGCUACUGUAUGUUUUUGAGCUUUGCACGAUCUCUCUGUCAUCAAAUUAUAUUAGGAUCUACCUUACAUGCAUAUCUCUAUCAGACUAUUAAUUAUACUUUACACAAGGGGGCACUAUUGCUCUCAUAUUGAAUAUUCAGAGGCGUCAUUGAAGAUGAAAGCCAUUAUUUUUAAACUGAACUAUUUAUAUUCCCAGGUGUUGGUGAAAAAGAUCAGAGAGCAGGUUUUUUUUUUCCCCAUGUGACCCGUGUAUCAAUUUUUUUUUUCUUUCUUGCUUGAGUCUUUCUUCCUCUAAAAAAAAAUGAAACAGCUGACACAAUGGGUGCAGAAGUGGAGUUGCCAACAUCUUAGCAGCUCCAUGUCAGUGCAGCUGAUAGAAGAAAGGGGGUCAAAAUGAGAGAAGCUUGAUGUUUAUUUGAAGUGUUGGAGUAAAACUGUGUUUUUCAAAUGAAAUGUGACCAAACCAGAUGGAUGUUAUCUGAAACGAUUCCUCUAUAUCUUAUGUGCAAAUGAAAAGCUCCUGAAUUAAAACCAAAUUUAAAAAGAAA